Molecule: messenger RNA, 1576 nt
Organism: Oryzias latipes (Japanese medaka)
Lineage: Eukaryota; Metazoa; Chordata; Actinopteri; Beloniformes; Adrianichthyidae
Gene: arl9
Product: ADP-ribosylation factor-like 9
Molecular function (GO): GTP binding; GTPase activity
Source: RefSeq, a predicted model, not a curated record
UGUCAGCCGGAAAUAUCGUUUCCAGAAGUUCAUCCGGAGCUUCCUGUCACCUAAUCCACUUGUUGAAAAGGAGGAGCAGGAGGUCGAACAGACGAAUAGAGGAGUUGAACGCAAAACUAUUCAAAGAAUGGCCGGUCAGGACCUCUGGAGGUCUCCCCAACUCUGCAGUUAGAGCUCCCAGCUGAAGACCACCAUGGUCGGCGUGAGGGAAGUUGGCGUCUUUGGCGCCUCUGUUGUGUUAGCGGGGGGAGUCGCUUAUCUAAUUUGGAACCACACGUCGUUCUUCAAGCAGAGGAACCCCCCUUUACCGAAGAAGGAAAGAAGAGAAAGUAACAAAGAAGAGGAAGAGCCGGAGAAACAAGGAACACAGGAGGAGCGAGUCGUAGAAGAAGAAACGGUGACGGUGGUUACAACGCAGAAAACUUCCACGAGCCGUCCUGUGGAGACGGGUGGAACCCAGGUUCUGGUUCUGGGUCUGGAGGGAGCCGGGAAGACGAGCCUGCUGCACUGUUUUUCCGGCAGCAGCUUGGAUCAGGACACGGAGCCGACGAAGGGCUUCAACGCCGUCUCCAUCAGCAAAGACGACCUGCACAUCGAGUUUCUGGAAAUUGGAGGUAACGAGGACCUGCGGCCGUACUGGCAGAGGUACCUGUCCAAAGCCCUGCUUCUGGUGUUUGUGGUCGACUCCUCCAACCCUCAGCUGUUCCCGCUGGCGAAGAAACACCUAGACGAGCUGCUGAGUCACCGCGCCAGCCUGCCUCUGAUGGUUCUGGCCAACAAGCAGGAUCUUCCAGGUUCCUGCAGCAUCACCGAUCUCCACGAGGCCCUCGGCCUGUCUGAGGUCGGGGACCGUAGCCUCUUCCUCAUCGGCACCUACGUGAAGAAGGGCGACGGGGAGCCGAGCUCCGGCGCUCAGGACGCGCGGGAGGUGAUCCUCCAGGUGGUCUGUGGCGGCAGAUGAAGCACAAAUGGGGGUUGGAUGGGGCUCCAUCUGACAUUGUAGAUCAAAUCAGGUUCUCCACAGUCUUUGGGAUCAAGUUCCACUUUUCACGAGUAGUUUUUUCCUUUGGACAAACGCCAGUAGAGGACAAUCUUCAUGGUCUGUGGUUAAAAACAUAAACACACAAAAUCUUCUCUUUUUAAGGGCUCAGAUCUUCUAAAGCUGAAUGUUUUUCUUCACAGAAACUUAAGUUUGAAUCACAAACUGGUUAACCGUUAGUCGUCUUAACAACACGUCUUAUCAGCUGCUGAACUGGUGGUAAUGUUUGAAGCUGAACGCAUCACUUAUUGAUGUUUUAGUCCUCAGUUGUAGAAGCCUUCUUCUGCCAGUAGGGGUCGCUGAUGAGCAACUCAGAGCUUUACAGGCUCUGACAGAUGUUACUCCUCUGUGAUUCCGGUUCUGCUCCAGUGUUCAGUUCUGGAUGUGUAGCAAUGAAUGUUUUUAUCUCGUCUGAGUUCGGGCUGCUUUUUUUAAAAAUGUUUUUAUUCAAAAGUAGAAAAACGGGAUGACGGGUGUCGUUUGUGUGACUUUUGGGAAAGUUUCUACGGUUACAAUAAAACAACAUCUUAAGCAUGA